Eupeodes corollae is the source of this 832-nucleotide messenger RNA. RefSeq names its product trypsin delta-like. The record is from RefSeq and is a predicted model, not a curated record. Bases 1 to 774 code for a protein of 257 amino acids. Gene Ontology annotation, biological process: proteolysis. Gene Ontology annotation, molecular function: serine-type endopeptidase activity. Lineage: Eukaryota; Metazoa; Arthropoda; Insecta; Diptera; Syrphidae. The transcript has a single exon.
AUGUUCCGUUUAGUUAUUGUGAUCUUGAGCGUAUUGUCUCUGGUUCGGGGAGAUCUUUCUGGUUUAGAUGAUCGUGUCGUCAAUGGCAGAGCUGGUUCAAUUCAAGAGUUUCCAUUUAUGGUCUCUAUCCAGCAAAAUGGUAGACACUUUUGCGGAGGAAGUCUAUUAAAUGCAGAAUGGAUCUUAACAGCGGGACAUUGUAUUCUGGACAUCAUUAGGGCUGGACAAGUUAAAACUAUUAAAGUUCGUGCUGGAAGUUCUGUAUAUAAUACCGGUGGUGUCGUCAGGAAUGUUCAAUCGGCAGCUUGUCACGAGCUUUAUGAUCCUGCUAAUAUGAUAUAUGAUGUUGCAGUUUUAAGAGUAGAAGGAAGAUACGUUGAAAGUUCUGUUAUUAAAUUUAUUAAAUUAUUGACAUCCCCUAUUCCAUCCGGCAAACCAGUUGUAGUUAGUGGAUGGGGUCAAUUGAGCGAUAGGAAUACUAACCUUCCAAUGAAUAUACAAGCAACCGAGAUGUCAUACUUAAAUUACAAAGACUGUUCUCCAAUCCAUGGAAGGGCUCUACAUCAAUCGAUGAUUUGCGCAAUUGCACCUGGAAAAGAUGCUUGCAGAGGAGAUUCUGGCGGACCUUUAACAAUUCCCGGCACAAAUGUCCAAGUCGGAGUCGUAUCUUGGGGAAUUCAAUGUGCCGAUGCUGGACUUCCAGGUGUUUACGCUAAUGUCCUUGAUAGACAAAUCGUUGAUUUUCUGCAGCGUUACGUUGGAAAAUUAGCCUAAAAAAGCAAAUUUAAUAAAUAACAUUUUUUUCGCAUUAAAGUCUGUUAAUUUUUGUUUA